AUGUUCCAACUUGGGAGCCUUGUUGUCCUUUGUGGUCUGCUCAUUGGAACGUCAGACUCACUUUUGGGUGACUUAGGAAACGUUGUGAAGGAUUUGGACAUUGGAAAUGCUGUGAAGGAUUUGGACGUUGGAAAUGUUAACCUAGAUGUGGGAUCUCUUCAAAAAACCACGGAUUGGGCAUUAGCCAAGAACAACAUUCUAGGAGCUUUGAAUGCAUUGGACCUCAGCAAAUUAAACCCCUUUUCAUCUCAGAAUGGUUACGGGUUGCGAAUUAACAAACUCAGCUUCCUGAACUUGCAAGCUGAACCAUCUUCCAACCUCCAAGGCAUCAAUCUGAAGCUUCCCCUGGUUUUGGAUGCCUCUGUGACUCUGCCUAUUAUUGGAUCCAUGGUUGACGUCUCUAUUUCCUUGGACCUUGCAACUUCACUCGGUGUUCAAACUGAUGCCAAGACUGGCCUUCCCACGCUGAGUAUAGGGCAAUGCUCAAGUGAUACCGACAAUAUCUCCAUUUCCUUGUUGGGCAGACGAAGCACCCUUAUCAACAGAUUAUUGGAUGGUGUCUCUAGCCUCCUUACAAAGUCAGUGAGCAGCCUGAUGCAAAACCAAAUAUGUCCUGUGAUCGAGUUCAUAUUCAGCCAUCUGAAUGUAAAUCUUACUCAAGACCUCCUCUCUAAUCUACAGUUGCCAGUCUCCCUCUGA
Molecule: messenger RNA, 699 nt
Organism: Microtus ochrogaster (prairie vole)
Lineage: Eukaryota; Metazoa; Chordata; Mammalia; Rodentia; Cricetidae
Product: BPI fold containing family A member 2
Exons: 7
Coding region: 1-699 (232 amino acids)
Cellular component (GO): secretory granule; extracellular exosome
Molecular function (GO): lipopolysaccharide binding
Source: RefSeq, a predicted model, not a curated record